This is a messenger RNA of Clupea harengus (Atlantic herring), 720 nucleotides long. RefSeq names its product superoxide dismutase 1, soluble (gene sod1). Lineage: Eukaryota; Metazoa; Chordata; Actinopteri; Clupeiformes; Clupeidae. The coding region runs from base 1 to 399 and encodes 132 amino acids. The transcript has 5 exons. Gene Ontology annotation, molecular function: copper ion binding. Gene Ontology annotation, biological process: superoxide metabolic process. The record is from RefSeq and is a predicted model, not a curated record.
AUGCUUAGCGAUUCUGGUCCAGUGAAGCUGACAGGCUCGAUCACCGGCCUCACACCUGGUGAGCAUGGCUUCCACGUCCAUGCCUUUGGAGACAACACAAACGGGUGUAUAAGUGCUGGUCCUCAUUUCAAUCCUCUAGACAAGACUCAUGGAGGACCAACCGAUGAAGUCAGGCAUGUAGGUGACCUUGGCAAUGUUACUGCAGGGAAUGACAACGUUGCCAAAAUCAAGAUUGAAGACAGUCUGCUUACAUUGGCUGGACCAAACUCAAUCAUUGGAAGAACCAUGGUGAUUCACGAAAAAGCUGACGACCUGGGGAAAGGAGGCAACGAUGAAAGUCUGAAGACGGGCAACGCUGGCGGCCGUCUGGCCUGUGGGGUCAUUGGGAUCACCCAGUAAACCCCCAACACCCAGUACAGCGGCGCUUAAACCACUCUGACCAGGAGGUGACCAGUAGGGAUGCCCCAGCAAGCACUUAACUUUCAAUACGCAAACUUCUUUGUUUGUAUGGUUGUUUUCCCCACAUAAUCAUGACUGUGUAAGAAUAGCUUUAGAUGCACAGUCCUCUUGUGAAAGCAGGUUUUUUUUUUUUUUCUUCUUUCUGUUGCAUUUGCGUUAUCAGUGUUCCCAUCUGAUGUUAAAUGGCAAAUAAGUGGCAUUGGUAAAGACAAUAUAUGUUAACUCUGCUCUCAGUUAUUCAAUAAAUGUUAAAUGAGAAAA